CAGCUCACUUUGCACGUUCCAUUGUUUUUACUUUACUUCUUACCUUUUACUUUUACCUUUGCUUUGUUCUUGUUCUUGUUCUUGUAGUCAUGGCUGCCAAAGAUAGCACAAAGAGCACUCUCUACAUCGGUGGUUUGGAUGAGCAAGUGACUCCACAGAUUCUGCAUUCUGCAUUUAUUCCUUUUGGUGAGAUCACUCACAUUGAAAUCCCUCCUGAUCCCACUUCAACGGCCCCCCAUCGUGGAUUCGGAUUCGUCGAGUUUGAUUUGCCUGCGGACGCAAAGGCUGCUCAGGAUAAUAUGCAUCUGUCAGAGUUAUUCGGAAGAACUAUCAAAGUUAAUCUUGCCAAACCAUUGAGAGGGACAGGAACAGGACCAGGUGGAAUCGGUCGUGGACCUGAAAAAGCCAUCUGGGCUGACGAGGAUUGGUUAAAAAGAAAUGUCCUUGGUGAUGAUCCAGUAGCAGAUACCCAAGCACAGGACAGCUCAUCAUCAUCAACCGUACCCACCGUAGGACCAUCAACAUCAUAAAAAUAAAUAAUAAUACAAAUGUUAAUUAU
Lobosporangium transversale is the source of this 559-nucleotide messenger RNA. RefSeq lists its product as hypothetical. NCBI's taxonomy places the organism in Eukaryota, Fungi, Mortierellomycota, Mortierellomycetes, Mortierellales, Mortierellaceae. Gene Ontology annotation, molecular function: RNA binding. The record is from RefSeq and is a predicted model, not a curated record. The coding region runs from base 90 to 530 and encodes 146 amino acids. The transcript is spliced from 3 exons.